Arachis stenosperma is the source of this 1200-nucleotide messenger RNA. RefSeq names its product putative ubiquitin-conjugating enzyme E2 38. Gene Ontology annotation, molecular function: ubiquitin conjugating enzyme activity. The record is from RefSeq and is a predicted model, not a curated record. The transcript has a single exon. Bases 16 to 1122 code for a protein of 368 amino acids. NCBI's taxonomy places the organism in Eukaryota, Viridiplantae, Streptophyta, Magnoliopsida, Fabales, Fabaceae.
GUUUCCCUAGACAGAAUGAGUUCAUCACAUCACAAGCAGAAGGAGGCAGCUAACACCAUGAAAGGAAGAGAGCAGAUCUUCAAUGUCUUCGAUAUCGUUUCGGAAGUCCCCGAUGACCAUUUCUUUGGCUCACCAUCAGAAGAAGCUAGCAGUUACAGCACCGCCAACAGCAAUCUCUCCAAGCGCGCCAUGAAAGAGUGGAAGAUCUUGGAACAGAACCUUCCAGACUCCAUCUACGUUCGGGUCUACGAGAACCGCAUUGACCUAAUGAGGGCGGUGAUUAUAGGCGCCGCGGGAACGCCGUACCACGAUGGUCUCUUCUUCUUCGACAUCCAGCUCCCUUCUAAAUACCCAAACUAUCCUCCGGAAGUAUACUUCCACUCGUUCGGGCACGAUCUCAACCCGAACCUCUACAACAACGGCAGGGUCUGCUUGAGCCUCCUUAACACGUGGCACGGCAGGUCAGCCGAGAAGUGGGAUCCACGCGCUUCGACGCUCCUUCAGGUCUUGCUCUCAAUCCAAGCACUCGUUCUCAACGAGCAACCGUUUUUCAAUGAGCCUGGGACUUCGUUCGGACGCCCUAUCUUUCAGAGCAGGUCACGUGUCUACACCGAGAUGGCGUUUCAGCUCACGUGGGAAGUUGCCAUGAACCUCGUUCAUAGGCCGCCCGAGCACUUUGAGGCCUUCGUCCUUCAACACUUCUGCACGCGCUCAGUGGCUGUCUUGGACGCGUGCCGCGAGUACGCCAAUGAGCGCGUGUGGGUUGGGUAUUAUUGCAUGAACCAAAGUGGUGAUGGUAGGUCAUCCAGUUUGUGUUCUUCUUCAAAUGUGAAAGUUUCGGCGUCUUUUAAGAAGAGUUUGGUGGAAAGUUUGUACCCUAGGCUGGUUCAAACGUUUCAAUCAUGCGGUGCGGAUUUGAAUGGUACCCCAAAAGAGUUGGAAUCAGAAGUUAUUAUUAACAAGCAACCCAAAAGGAAGCAAAUGAUUGAUCCGACGAUGCAUGAAAACAAGGGUGAGGCUGGGAAGCAUAACAAUAAGGGUGGGAUCUUCAUGAAAGCUGUGGAUAGGAUCAAAACGGCGUUGGGAUGGAAGAAGAAGAAGACAGAUUCCAAACAAUUCUAGGUUUUUGUAACGGUUAGUUAGGAGAUAAGUAAAUCCUUGUUUGACCUUUAAUUAGCCUUCUUAAUUAUUGUUUGACAA